This is a messenger RNA of Panthera uncia (snow leopard), 2264 nucleotides long. RefSeq names its product leucine rich repeat containing 74A (gene LRRC74A). Gene Ontology annotation, molecular function: protein binding. Lineage: Eukaryota; Metazoa; Chordata; Mammalia; Carnivora; Felidae. The transcript is spliced from 14 exons. Bases 407 to 1924 code for a protein of 505 amino acids. The record is from RefSeq and is a predicted model, not a curated record.
GUUGCCAGGUCCACCCGUGUGGAUCACAAUGGCUGCAUGAGGUCAUGGAAUGUUGAAGAGGUGACAUUAAAGUGGCUCUUAAGUCACAAAGUCGCAGGAGGGUGGGCAUCCUUUUGACAGGGCUCCCGGGAAUAGAGCCAUACAACUCUCCCUGAUGAUCUCAGCAAGUAGCUGCUUCUCCCAGACAGAGUUGGGGUCAAAUCCACGCAUGUCCUCUCCCCACCAAAGCCCACUCUCUCCAGGCUUGCUGGGGAGGAAGAAUAACUACAGUCCCCCUGGGAUUUGUCUGUGUGAGGGCAGGGUGCACGAAGUUUGAGGCAGAAGUGAAUGGACGGGUGUGCUUCUUAGGGAAGCGGCAGAAAGGUGACAAGAAGUGGACAGUGGCCCCCGAGAGGGCCCUGGCGCCAUGGACAAUGAUGAACCUCUUGAGCCUGAGACAAAAGAUGAACCUGAAACCGAGCCGGCAGCACAGAACAGUGACGAGACCUUCUACUGUGAGGCUGAGGCCUCUGUGGCUGGAGAAAAAGAGAAGCCAGGCGGGGAGAGCUCAGAAACAGACCUGGAGAUCGAAGAUACGGAGAAACUUUUCACCACCGGACAAAGGGAGCUGUACCUGGAGGCCUGCAAACUGGUGGGUGUAGUGCCCGUCUCCUACUUUAUCCGGAACAUGGAGGAGUCCUACAUGAACCUCAACCACCAUGGGCUGGGACCCAGUGGUACCAAGGCUAUUGCCAUAGCCCUGGUGUCCAACACGAGUGUUGUCACCCUGGAGCUGGCAGACAACUGUAUCAUGGAGGAGGGCACCUUGAGCCUGGUGCAGAUGCUGCAAGAGAACUACUACCUGCAAGACUUGAAUAUUUCCAACAAUGAUCUUGGCUUGAAGGGGGCCAGCACCAUCUCAGAAUUUCUUCAGAGAAAUACCUCUUCGCUCUUGAACCUCCAACUUUCAGGAAAUAACUUCAAGGACAAAGCCGCAGAGCUGUUCUGCCAAGCCUUCUCGGCCAAUUACCGAAUUAAGACACUGGAUCUCAGCCACAACGAAUUCUCUGAUAAGGGAGGAGAACACCUGGGGCAGAUGCUGGCCCUCAAUAUAGGACUCCAGUCACUGGAUCUGAGCUGGAAUCACUUCCACACACGGGGAGCUGUGGCCUUGUGCAAUGGUCUCCGGGCUAAUGUAACCCUGCAGAAACUGGAUCUCUCUAUGAACGGCUUUGGGAACGAGGGGGCUACGGCCCUGGGAGAGGUCCUCAGGCUCAACAACUCCCUGGUCUACAUAGACGUCAGCAGCAAUGACAUCAGCAACGAAGGAGUCAUCAAAAUCAGCAAAGGACUGGAGUUCAAUGAGAGCCUCAAAGUUCUGAAGCUUUUCCUGAACCCUGUGAGUAUGGAUGGGGCUACGUUACUUAUCCUGUCCAUCAAGAGGAACCCCAAAUCCAAGAUGGAGGAGAUUGACAUUUCUAAUGUGCUGGUGUCUGAGCAGUUCGUAAAAAUAUUGGAUGGGGUGUGUGCCAUCCACCCCCAGCUGGACGUGACGUACAAGGCAGUGCAAGGCUUCUCUGCCAAGAAAGAGCUGCUCUUGUGGACAAACCCCAUGAAACUGAUCCAGAGCUAUGCAGACCAGCACCAAAUCACGGUCAUAGACUUCUUCAAGAGCUUGAACCCUAAUGGAAGAAUGAUGAUGUCUGUGGGUGACUUCCGGAAAGCUAUGAUACAGCAGGACAAGGUCCCUAUGAACCCGUACCAAGUCAGGGAGCUGAUAAAGAAGCUGGCUGAGAAGACAGGCAUGGUGAACUUCAGCUGCUGGUGUCUGGGUGGAGCCCUGAGGAUUAUGAAGCCAGGGGGUAUCAAAAAUUGUGGACUAUGUUAUGGAUCAAUAAAAACAGCAAAGUUUUCUCCAGAUGCUUUUAAUGUAUCUCUUGCAUAAAAAUGAAAGGCAGCAAUUUUCUGAUCAAAUGUUAUGUUUUGCUUGGGUAGCUUUGGGGAAAUUAUGGAGAUAUAGGGAAGCUAAAAUCCACCCCCUCGCCCCCAAUCCUCCAGGCCAACCCUCAACAUUACCAAUCCCAAGAAAGUGAAGGACGACAGAGUCAAAACCUGCCUGCAACAGUCUGGGAACCUUCCCAAAGUUGGAGUAAUUCCGACUAGUGGCCACUAGGUGUCAGGUCAGCUUCAAAUUCCUGGUGAACACACUGCUUCCAGAUCCUUACAGAACGCUUUGCAGCCUUUGUACUUUCUGUGAUCUCCCAAACUUCUGCCCACCAUCCCCC